Macrosiphum euphorbiae (potato aphid) is the source of this 1032-nucleotide messenger RNA. NCBI's taxonomy places the organism in Eukaryota, Metazoa, Arthropoda, Insecta, Hemiptera, Aphididae. The record is from the annotation of a GenBank genome assembly.
AUGGCAUUUUCCCGCAACAUCAGAGAUUGGACGGUACUAGACGAAGAAAAUUACUCAGACCACCAUUACAUUGUGUACACAGUACAGACGGACCCAAGCUCUAGCAGGAGAAAUGACACUCCGCGCAACGAUAGGAGCUGGAUCACAUCCAAGGACAUCUGCGUAGAGGAAUUCAAAGCAGGCCUUAUAAUGGCGGAUUGGAUUUCCCCACGGCAAGCUGACAUGGGGGAGUACAAUUUAGCUGAUGCCUUCGAGAAAAGGAUGACCGUCGCAUGCGAUUUUGCACUCCAGAGGAAACCCGCAAUGCGAUGUGGCAAAAGACCUCAGCACUGGUGGAACCCGGAGAUAGCUCAACUCCGCUCCAAUUGCUUUGCAGCAAGAAGAGCAUUAAAAAGAGCAGUGACCAGGCAGACCAGGAACGGUGGAGAAACAGCGGUGACUGAAGACCUGCUGGAGAACCUUAAAUCCCGCAAAAAGGCCCUCAGGACGGAGAUAGCAAAGAGUAAAGAACGCGCGUGGAAAGAACUACUCGAAACCGUAGAAAACGACGUAUGGGGCAAGCCGUAUAAGCUGGUAUUGAGGAAACUGCAAGGCCCACCAGCGACGGCGAACAUGGAGCCCACGAUUCUGAAGGAAAUCGUCGCGACGCUCUUUCCAACGAAGCCACCACUCAGCCAAAUAGAGUACAGCCGUGACACCCCCAUCCCAUUCUUCACGCAGGACGAGGUCCGUGAGGCUUUCAAACGUAUGGCCCCCAGAAGGAAAGCACCCGGCCCGGAUGGACUUACCAACUGCAUACUCGCAGCAGCCCACAGGGCAGAAGCAACCCUCGUCAGGGGAAUGUUCAACGAGUGCCUGCGAGUAGGUGACUUCCACAUGAAAUGGAAAAACUCAAGAUUAGUGCUACUCAUGAUUAUACAAUCAUGCCGGAGACCACCCCACUCGAGCAAGAACCCCAGGAAAUCAGUGCACUGGUGGAACCCGGAGAUCAGGGCGCUAUUCCACACGGCUAACCAUCUACGGCGAACGUAA